UUAAAAUGUCGACAAACGUUCAGUUCGCGAAUCCACCCCCGCCGACGGGGAUAAGUUUGCCUAACAUGUCGGUGCCACCACCGACGGCUCCAAAUUUAUCAGCACCACCGCCAAAUUUGACGACGAUAAACACUGCGCCUGGAGGAUUCCAGUCUCAGCAACAGCAGCAGCAACAGCAGAGGUUUCUCAAUCACCGGGACAACACUCGGGGAUUUUUCAAGCCCUUUCGACCUUAUCAUGCCCCGAAGAUUGUUUCAGGGAGUCAAGAUGCCCUGCAAGAUGAAUUUGAUGGCAAGAGAUUGAGAAAGUCGGUCAUGAGGAAGACAGUGGAUUAUAAUUCUGCUAUAAUUAAGACUCUGGAGAAUCGUAUAUGGCAACGAGACUUCCGUGACAGACGACCUCUUCAGCCGGACGUAAUGUAUUACCCGGACCUUUUACCACCUCCGAGUUACGUUGACAAUCCAAUCAACGCCGUAACCACGAGGUUCGUCAAAACUGCGACAAACAAAAUGCGUUGUCCUAUUUUUUGUAUGGCCUGGACUCCAGAAGGUCGACGACUGGUCACUGGAGCUUCAAGCGGUGAAUUUACCCUCUGGAAUGGUCUUACCUUUAAUUUCGAAACAAUUCUUCAGGCACACGACAGCCCAGUUAGGACGAUGGUUUGGUCACACAACGAAAGCUGGAUGGUGACCGGGGACCACUCGGGAUACGUCAAAUAUUGGCAGAGCAACAUGAACAACGUCAAGAUGUUUCAAGCCCAUAAAGAGGCGAUCAGAGGACUCAGGUAUAUCAUCAUCCACCACUCUAGCCCUUUCGUUUCUCGUGACACUAUGCUAUUUAUUCGAACUACUAUUGUCUUCGUGUACUGCUGGAGUGCUCCAAGUCAAAUGGACUUUCUUUUCAGUCCAACGGAUCACAAAUUGGCGACUUGCAGUGACGAUGGCUCUGUCAGAAUUUGGGACUUUCUACGCUGUUAUGAGGAGAGAACUCUUAAAGGUCACGGUUCUGAUGUAAAAUGUGUCCAUUGGCAUCCCCAAAAAAGUCUAGUCGUCUCUGGAAGCAAAGACAACCAGCAACCAAUAAAAUUAUGGGAUCCAAGAACUGGCCAAGGGCUGGUGACGUUGCACGCUCACAAGAGUACAGUUAUGGAUAUUAAAUGGAACGACAACGGAAAUUGGUUGGUGACAGCGUCGAGGGAUCACUUGUUGAAGCUUUUUGAUCUGAGGAAUUUGGGUCAAGAAGUUCAAACGUUUCGUGGUCACAAAAAAGAAGCUUCGAGUGUCGCUUGGCACCCGAGCCAUGAAGGUCUUUUCUGUAGUGGAGGUAGCGAUGGUGCUAUUCUCUUUUGGCACGUUGGAGCUGACAAAGAAGUGGGUGCGAUUGAGCAAGCUCACGACAGUAUCGUCUGGACAUUAGCCUGGCACCCACUAGGGCAUAUUCUCUGCUCCGGUAGCAACGACCACACUUCGAAAUUUUGGACUCGGAAUCGUCCAGGAGAUCUCAUGAGAGAUAAAUACAAUCUUAAUACCCUGCCUGCUGGAGCAGCUGGCAUUGACGAUCAUGAAAUUGCUGACGAAGCUGCAGUGAUACCUGGAAUGGGUCCUGAGGACAAAAUAAACGAGUUUGACCUUGAACAGUCGAUGGAAGAAGACACUUCCCAAGGAAUACCUGGGUUGGACCUCGAUCACGCGGCAGAAGAAAGUAAAAAACUCGCAGCGAGUAAGAAAGUACCGUACAGCAAGCCUAUUCCCCGGAACUUCCAAGCACAGUGGAAUGAAAUGGAAGCUGAGGAUCCAGAGCAAGUGGAAGCGUUGAAUGCUAUUGUCAAUCAGUUGAUUGAAACUACACCAGGAGCAGUGCCUUUAAAUGAAGUCGCUCCUAAUGCUAUUAUUUUAUACGGAAAAAUAAUUCCUGUUGAACCUGGGUCAAAACUUUCCGAAGCGAUUGUAAAGGGCAACGACGCGAUAAAUAAACUAAUAACUGCGGGUGAAAUAGAAGAACUGAGAGAUGUCGCAAUAAACUUGCCAGAAGAACCAGAAAUAGAGGAAGACUAUUUGCAAGAUGAAGGCGAAAUAGACUACACUAAAGUUCCAAAUGUAGAUUUACCACCGCCACUGCCUAGUUCAAAGUUUGCUCAAAAUCCAGAAUUAUUAAAAGCGCUAAACUACGGAGGGAAGCGCAAGUUUGAUCAGUUGAUCGCGUGGACUGAAGCGAAUCCAACUGAGCGAGGAAAUAAAAUGCACCAACCGGUGUUUGGAGCCGGUGGAAUGUCCGAUGAUUCAUUGUCGAAUAACGACAGUGAUCUAAGGAUAAUGCCCGGUAUGAAGAACCCUCAAGAUAGUUACUUCGCAAAUCAAGAUGAGGAUCUUAGGAGAAUCAAUAGUGUAGAUAACCGGGGAGGAAUGGGUCGGGAUGAGGACAUGAGGAUGAAUGUCGCUUCAGCGAGUGGCCCGGGAAGGCCACCGGGUAUGAUGAUGAAUGAAUUCGACAUGCGCAAUUCAUUUGACAUGAGGAAUUCGUACGGUGACAGGGACUUUAGGCAUUUAGGACCUCCUCCAAUUAUCGGUGGGUUUAAAAAGUCCUCCAUGGAUGCCAAUGACAAUUUUGGAAGUGGAGAUAUGGAUCGUGAUGGACGACAACGGUCCUGGGACGACGACAAAGGAAUGAACAGCAACGACAGCGGGCGUUCUAACUUCGAUAAGCGCGAUAUGUCUUCAAACAUGCAGAACAACAGCAUGCAAAUACCAAUGGGAAAUAUGCCUUCAGGAAACAUGGGAUCAAACCACCACAACAUGCAGAAUAUCAGCCCGAACAUGCCUCCGUCGAUGAUGUCAAUGAUGCCUCCGCAUCACCAGCAGCACCAUCAGAUGAAUCAUCUUCCUAAUAUACAAAAUAAAAAUAAUUCCAACAUGAUGGGAGGCAAUGACAACAGCGGCCCGAUGCCGCCUCACAUGAUGCACAUGUCCAACUUUGGACCCAAUGGACCUCCACCGAUGCCUCCCAACUUCGGGCCUAACUUCCGACCGCCCAAUGGGAACUACGGACCCAAUCCACCCUACAGACCCAAUCCCAUGGCUCCUUUUGCUCCUAGUCAAAAUAUGCCUUUUAAUAACAAUUUCCCUCCGCCGAAUUUCCGCGGUCCCAAUCCUGGGAACAAUCAAAUGUCCAACUUUGACCGUCCGCCCGGCUUCGGACCGAAUUUCCGCAUGUCGGGAAACCAAUCUGGACCACACGGCUCCGGCGGGGGUAAUUUUAACUCGGGGUAUGGGAAAAAUUAUAAUAACAGCGGAGGUGGUGGGGGUAACAUGGGCAGUAGCGGAAGCGGUAAUAAUUCUGGAAACAAAAAUGGACCCUAUCGUGGUCAGCGAUAUAAGAAUAACAAUAAUAAGAAUAAUAAUAAUAAUAAUGUA
This is a messenger RNA of Cotesia congregata, 3410 nucleotides long. The record is from the annotation of a GenBank genome assembly. Lineage: Eukaryota; Metazoa; Arthropoda; Insecta; Hymenoptera; Braconidae.